Messenger RNA from Trachemys scripta elegans, 918 nucleotides. RefSeq names its product adhesion G protein-coupled receptor E3-like. Gene Ontology annotation, biological process: adenylate cyclase-activating G protein-coupled receptor signaling pathway. NCBI's taxonomy places the organism in Eukaryota, Metazoa, Chordata, Testudines, Emydidae. Gene Ontology annotation, molecular function: G protein-coupled receptor activity. The transcript has 6 exons. Bases 56 to 889 code for a protein of 277 amino acids. The record is from RefSeq and is a predicted model, not a curated record. Gene Ontology annotation, cellular component: membrane.
AGAUGUUCCCUUUAAAUCCCUGACUGAGACUCCACAGAUACAAGAGCAGUUGGAGAUGUGCAAAGAUUUCUUUCUGAAGGGCAACAACAGUGAAUUGUGCUCCUUCAUGAAUUCAACCUUAGUGAAUUUGGAGACCAUGUGUGCCCAGAAUAAAACAGUAUCGCUGAAGGAUUUUGCUCAACCCUUUGGUUCCUUCCUGAAUGGCGUCACUCUCAGUGCUGGUGGGAAUGACAGGAAGAGGGAGGUGGACUCUGCCGUGACGUUCGUUCUGCAGAUUGUGGAAUUGGCUGCACUGACGGCUGCUUUGAAGAAUGGGAACCAGACUGUGACAACAGAGUCUAUGGCUAUCGAGACGCUCCUCGUUGUCCCGGCUGCAGGUCCCUGUGAUGAGGUCUUCAGACUGAGAGCUCUGAAUGAGACAAUGGACAUUCACUGCGAUACGGUCACCAAAGCAGCCACAGAAGAUUCUUGGGCUGUUGCUUUUAUUUCUUACUUCACCCUGGACUCCAUCAUUGACAAGAGAUUUCUCAACGAGGGAGAUCUAAUGGCUGAUGAGAAAUUGAGGAAUUGUCACCUGAAUUCCAGGGUGGUGAGUGGGGCUGUCGGAGAUGGGAGGCUCAUGAACCUCUCCAAACCUGUGAACUUCACCCUGCGCCAUAGACAGGCAAAGAAAGAAGAGGAAGAGGCUCUCUGCGUUCACUGGAAAUUCAUCGCUGGGAGAGGCUUCUGGGCUGAGGAUGGCUGCACCGUUCUCCACACGAACAGCACUCACACCAUCUGCAGCUGUGACCAUCUCUCCAGCUUUGCGCUUCUUAUGGGUCACACCGAAGUGGAGGUAUCUCACUGUCAGACUCAGAUCAAAGGGCUGAACUCUGAGCUCCUGACCUAGGCAAAAUCAGUGGGAAUUUUGCCUGAAUG